AUGUGGACCAGCUACAUUCGCUCACCUACGGUCACUGUCUGUGUUGGCAUCAAGAAGGAAGAGUUCUGUGUCCACAAGGAAUUGAUCUGUACCAAAUCCACCUUUUUCGAUAAAGCACUCAACGGAUCUUUUUUGGAAGCAAGUACACGUCUUGUCCGUCUUGAACACAUCUCUGCGCCUCUGUUCUCUAUCUUCGUCUCCUGGCUGUACAGUGGUCGCCUCGUCUAUGUCAAUCCUCCCGGAAGCGACACAACCAUAGCGGAAGACUUCUUUCCACUCCUGUUUGGCAAUCUCCAACACAUGGCCUCCAGUGAUAACAACCCAACAAGUCAAGAUCCCGUCUUGCUAGACAUCGAUGAAGAGGAUGCAAGCACAUGGCCUCUCGAUGUUAUGGCAAAACUUUACAUCCUUGGAGACUACCUCGGGGUGCAGCAAUUCAACAAUCAUGUCAUCAGUUCCAUUGACGGACCCUCGACCUGGAACCGUGGCUUGAACGACGCCGACGUACCAACAAGACCUCUCAUCCGCUUCGUCUAUAACAACACACCUCCCAAGUCUCCUCUGAGGGAUCUCAUAGUCGAUCUGGUGGUGUACGGACAGAUCUGGUGGGAGUCAAAUGAAACUUGGGAAGAUCUUCCCGCAGAGUUUCUGGCUAAGGUCAUGGUUUCUCUGGGCAGAAGACUGCCACCAAAGCAGUGCCGUGGCUGCUAUUCGCGAGCCAGUACCAGAAACGGCCUGUCAGAGGUCGAUGCGGAUCGUGUUUAUCUGACGGCAGAUGACAUGCCUCAGUUCGGGGAUAACACAUGCUUCUACCACGAGCAUGAAACUGAACAAGAGCGUGAGAAGUGUCGUCAGGAGGAGUGCUAA
Aureobasidium melanogenum CBS 110374 is the source of this 867-nucleotide messenger RNA. RefSeq lists its product as uncharacterized. The coding region runs from base 1 to 867 and encodes 288 amino acids. The transcript has 2 exons. The record is from RefSeq and is a predicted model, not a curated record. NCBI's taxonomy places the organism in Eukaryota, Fungi, Ascomycota, Dothideomycetes, Dothideales, Saccotheciaceae. Gene Ontology annotation, molecular function: protein binding.